This is a messenger RNA of Thyridium curvatum, 4809 nucleotides long. RefSeq lists its product as uncharacterized. The coding region runs from base 1 to 4809 and encodes 1602 amino acids. The record is from RefSeq and is a predicted model, not a curated record. Lineage: Eukaryota; Fungi; Ascomycota; Sordariomycetes; Thyridiales; Thyridiaceae. The transcript has a single exon.
AUGGCCCCAACCAAGGAUGGGGCCGCCGUACUAGCCACCGCCUAUGACGACACGAGAGACAGCGGGUCUCGCUCGCCAGCCUCAGCGCCCUCUUCGCCUGACACGAGCAGCCUGCAGUCCGCUGAAUCGCCAUUGACUUUUUCGUCGCCGCUGGCCCUGGCCGAGCAGUCCUACACGCCGCUGUCUCUGACCAGCAGCGACUUCGCUUCCUCUCCCUUUCCCAUAUCCUGCCCGUCCUCCGCCUCCUCUUCGUCUGCCAGCAACAACAAAAAGAAGGACCGCUACUACCACAACAUUGCUGCUAUUGCUUUGCUGGCAGAAAACGACGACGACGACAACGACGACGCGGGACGACAGGGCCAUGCCGCAAACGAGAGCGGCCGACGCGACUCCAGCCAAACAAAUUUUGCGCCGACGCCACCGCAGCGACCACCACAUCCACCGCACCCGCACCCGCACCAGCACCAGCACCAGCACCAGCACCCGCACCAGCACUGGCAUCAGGCCAGCAAGAGUCGCAGCAGAGCUGGGGACCGGGCCACACCCAGCAAAAUGGCCGCCCAAUCGCCCCCAUCCCCAACGGCCGAUGCACCUCAAGGGGGUCGGGUUCAGGGUCGCGAUGCCCGGGCCUCGCCAAAAUGCCCCGAAAUGAAAAGUGACUCUACAAGCACAAGCAUCGGCAAGGAUGCAGAUAAUUCUUCAGAUCUGUCAACCACUGCUGCAUCACAAUCAAUAGGUGCUGCAAGCACGCCAACAGCCACGAUCGCAACGGAAAGCAAGUCGCCGAACCCGACGAUAUCGGCUGAAGCAACUUCAUCAGCAUUGUCGACAUCGACAUCAGCUCCACCCCUAUCGCAGGACCCUGCCAAAUCGGCAAGAGACGAGAAGAACUCAGAAACACCACAGAGCAGUCAGCAGCUGAACCCUUCAUCGCCUCGGCGGCCAAGCGCGCAUUCCAGUCGGCCAGCUCCCUCCUCCACAGGCGAUGCUCCCAAGGGGAAAGAUUCUCAGGCCAACGCGACACAUUCCAGCCAGACCUCAACAACGAUAAUACGCCCCAAAUUCCUCGGCCACGAGCCACAGCCGCAAGCUACCCAGGGGAAGCCGGCAUCUGAAAACCCUCCAGCAGCUGAUCCAGCAGCGGACGAUCACGACGCCCUCGGCCCUGAGCUCGUCAGGACCACCUCCUCCACGGCCAACACGCCCCUCAUCCAUCCCGUCCCCGACUUCGUCCCCAACGUCCGGGCCGGCGCCUUCCUCGGCAACAUCGCCCAGCUCGAAGACAUUGCCGAGCGCCUGUCUAUGACCAGCUCCAUCGAGGACGCGAUCCGAGAAGAGCACCGCGAGCUGAAGAGGAGCGACAGCCGGAGAUCGUCGAUCCUCGCCGCCAGCGUCAAGAACCUCCACCCCGACCCCGAUCCGCAAGAGACCUCCCCGACCUUCGCCAAGCCGACGUCCAUCAUCGACAUCAACUCGACCGCACGGUUAGGGGGCUACUCUCCCUCCGGGUUCGUCAUGUCUCCGGCUCACUCGCUGUCGAGCUCGAGGCUACGCUCGAGCAGCAAGGCCAGUGCCACCGGUCCCUUGUCCGUUAGUGGCGGUUCGGAUCGCGUGGUCUCCCCUGAGGAGGGUACCUCUCUCAUGUCUCGCCAUGGUCCAGGCAAAGCUUCGGUCAGGAGCGUGCACUCCAACAAGCCAAACCUACCCGAGAUUGUCGAAGACGAGCUCCCCGUCACGCUGACCCAGGACGCAUUGGACGAAGCCGACAGGGCCGAGGCCUCGGGUGAACAUCACGAUGAAGAUGAGACAUUGCGCAUCAACGCGUACCAGCAAAUAGAUAUGGACUUCAGCUCGGGCCUAGGUCUGGGCUUGGAUAUGGACCUGACGCCCAACGCCGAGUCCUGGCCCCAGCAGCCCAUGCUGGGACACAACAGCUACGACGUGUCGCCCAUGUCCUUUGACGACCAGCAGACCCCGCAACAACACACAUCCAACCCGAUGGAGUAUGCGAUGCACUACGAUGUGCCACAGCAGCAGCAGCAACGUCCGCAAGAUUACGAGCGACCCACCACCUCGGGGUCAGGCGACACCUACGAGCAGACCCAAAAUGCCUUUGGGGACUUUGACGGCGUCCACUGCGAUCCUGACAGGGCCGACAUGGCAGACCUGCCCGAUGUCUUGAUGGCGCAGUCUCAGGCUCAAGCACAGGCUCAGGACAAGCGAAUGUCUCGCCCGAUGCGCCCGGCUGCUCCUCGGCCCCAGUCGUACUUUGACAUGGACACGGGACAGCAGAUGCUGUACUACCCAGCUCGUGUCCCCGCCAUGCUGAACCUGCCGCCCAAGCUGUCCAGAAAGCCCAAGGCCGAUGAACGCAACGUCAGGCGAUCUCAGGUACUGAGCGCCAUGCCCAUGGCUUCUCGGGAAUCGCGCGUCUGGCUGCCUGAUCCCCUCGAGGGUUCCAUGGGAGGGCCUCUCAUCGAGCCGGAGGAAGAGCAGCACAAGGACGACGCCUCGGCGGAACCUUCGCCAGCUGCGCGGCCCGAGUCGCAAUUCCUCGAUCACGCAUCUCCCCGGGAGUCGGAGCCGUCGCCUGUCGUGGCCGAGGACGAGCCCCUCACCCAGGAGUUCCGCCGCCCGCAAAAGCUCGGCGACAAGCGCAAGUCGAAGAUGUCUACCAUGUCUGACAUCCCGGCCGCUCUGCGCGCCUCGGCCUACUUUGACCUGCCACCCGCUCCGCCCCAGAUCGAGAUCAAGAACGGGUCUGCCAUGGACACCCUCGACAGCAUCCUCAACGCGUCUGCCGCCGCGCCGGUCAGUGCGUUUACCGACCACGCUUUUGCCGGCAAGCUGGGCAAUGAAGUGUACGGUCUCGAGAAGAAGAGCAAGAAGAAGGCAGAGAAGGAGAAAGAGAAGGAGAAGGACAAGAACCAUCUGCGCGCCAGCUCGACCAACCCGCUCGGCGACGAGAAGAAGCGCGGCUCGUUCUUGUCUCUGAUGGGGCACACGAAGAAGAACAGUAUGUCUUCAGGCCAUCGGACCGUUAUUGCGGCGGACGGAGCUGUGGACGAGAGACAGCGGUUGUCUUCCCAAGUGGAUGGUGAUGUCCUGUCUCCUACCUUCAGCGAAGCUGCAGCUGGCGGUGCUCUCGCACCCGGAGAGGACGAGAGGGAGUCGUCCUCUGAGGAAGAAGAGGAGGAAGAGGAGGAGGACGACGAAAUGAUGUAUGAUGGCGCACCUACCACCCUCCUCGCCGAGUUGCAGAAACGCAAGCACCAGCAGAAGAUGCGCACUCGCCCUAUCAACAAGGCCUUCCCGAACGGCAUGCACUCGACCCUCCUGGAGCUCGACACCGUAGCCGAGAUCGAACGCAAGCAGCGCAAGGGCAAGCGCAUCAACCUCGCCUGGGAGGACCCCAACGCCAACCCGUACGCCGAAGGAGAGGACGACGAGGACGUCCCGCUCGGCAUGCUCUACGCCGCCAAGGCCGCGGGCAACAACGACAUCUCGGCCGUCGCGGCCGAGAUCAACCGGCCCCUGGGCCUGAUGGAGAAGAAGGAGCUCGAGGACAGCGAGCCCCUAAGCCGGAGGCGCGACCGGCUGCAGGGCCGCGACCCGGGGCCGAGCAUGUACCUCGGCAACGGGCUUGGGAUCAACAGCCUGCCCAACCGCCAGAGCAUGAUGACUCUCACGCCGACCAUCGCCGCGCUCAACAGGAACGGCGCGCUGGGCAACGGGCCGCAGGGAGGAGGAGCACCCACUGUCAUCGUCGAGCCCGAGGAGGAAGAGGUCGAGGGCGAGUCCCUCGCGGACCGCAUGCGCCGCCUCAGGGCCCGCGAAGAGGAAGACAGCCCCCUGCCGCUCGCACGGCCCGUCAGCCGCGCCUUCUCGGCCGAACUGCUCAGCCAGUUUGGGGACCCCGAGGAGGACAAGGCCAAGAGCGAAGCGGCUGCGGACAAGAACAAGACGAAGAAUGGCGCCGGCACGGGCGGCCAGCCCGAGGAGGAGGAGACGCUGGGCCAGCGGCGCAAGCGCCUGCAGGCCGAGAAGGAGGCGCGCGACCGCGAGAUGGGCGGGCUGGCCGUCAACGCGGGCGCGCUGCACGCGCUGACGGGGUCGGACCGCCUGUCGCGCCGCCUGUCGAUGGCGGACGUGCUGGGCGCGCACCCGGCCGACGACCCGAGGGGCGCCGUCGACCCCCGCGAGCAGGAGAGGCUCCGCCGCGAGGAGGCGGUCGCGCAGUCGGCGCGCGAGAAGCAGGAGCGCGUGCGGCUGGCGCGCCUGCAGGCGCAGCAGGAUGCCGCUGCGGCGGCGGCCAACAAACCUUCGGGCUUCAUGGGCGGGAGGUUCAAUGACGGCACGGGAGGCGGGUGGGGGGCCUCGGCGGGCGCGGUGAAUGGGGAUGGGCCUGGCUUCGGGCGGUGGGCUAGCCAGGCUGGCGGUACGCAGGGGACGAAUCUCGGCGGCGGCGGUGCUGGCGGUAUGAUGAAUGGCUUCAACCCGAGGCAGAGCGUCGCGAUGAGUGGGUAUGGUAUGCCUGUGCAGAUGCCGAUGCAGCAGCAGCAGAUGCAGAUGCCGAUGCAGUUUCAGCAGCCACAGCAGCAGCAGAUGAUGAUGGGCGGGAUGAAUGGGUAUGGGUACCCCGGCGGCGGCAUGAAUAUGGGCAUGAACAUGAACAUGAAUGGGGUGUACGGCGGGAUGGGCAUGGGUAUGGGCAUGGGCAUGGGCGGCGCGGGUAUGAUGCCUAUGCAGCCUUCGCAGGGCCAGCAGCUCGAUAGGGUUGAGCGGUGGAGGCAGGGGGUUCAGCCUUGA